Fundulus heteroclitus (mummichog) is the source of this 1170-nucleotide messenger RNA. RefSeq names its product cGMP-dependent 3',5'-cyclic phosphodiesterase-like. The transcript has 10 exons. Bases 400 to 1170 code for a protein of 256 amino acids. The record is from RefSeq and is a predicted model, not a curated record. NCBI's taxonomy places the organism in Eukaryota, Metazoa, Chordata, Actinopteri, Cyprinodontiformes, Fundulidae.
GUGGGACGGAGAGUGAUCGUGUCCGGGCUUUUUUUUUUACUUUGACUCUCAUGCGUCCAUGUGGCGCUGUGUCGUACGCCUGAGCUCUCUCCGCCGCUGCUGGCGCUCUGUCUCUUUGCUCAGCUGUUAUAUGCUCGCUCACCGCGGCUCGAAUAUCACUUACCGGGUCCCGACCAAUCCCUGCGCGCUGUCAGACCUGGAGCGGAUCAGAGCAGGCAGGCCGGGGGAAAGAGAGAAAGCGGGGGAAGCGCACACACCCAGUCACCGGCGUCUACCCAUCCAAACGCAUAUCCUCUUUCGACAGAUCGACAUACGGGCUGCACACACCCCCACCCCCCGCCCUCCCCCUCUGACUACAGCCGGGUUAGAGAAGGAGGCGCCGGCCGGGCAGGAUGCGCGAUGGGACAGGCGUGCGGACACGCGCUCCUCUGCCGUAACCAGCCUCCGUCCUCUGAGAUACGUGGUCAGCAAGUGUUUCUGCGUCCCGAGGAAAGUUCAGCUCCGGCUCUGGGCACCAGACAGUCCACCACGUUGUCCGAACAGCUCCAGGAUGCCUUGCUGCGGCUGGCAGCAGUUGUUGAUGUACGCUCACUCCGAGUGGCCCUGCGAGACAGCGUUCAGGAGCUGCUCCCCAGCACGGAGUGUGUGUGCAUCUACGUGCUGGAGGGAGACUCCAGGCUGCUGUCUGACGACCCGCCGCACGAAGUGCCACAGGAGGGGAAGAUCAGGAGUACCGUGGAGCAGCAGAAGCGAUGCGAGUGCACUGGCCUCCCUCCAUCAGAACUGCCGGAGAAAUACAGGAUCUUCCUAGCGGCACCGUUACCGGGACACAGGAGAGCUCUCGUAAUUCCCAUCUUGGAUCAGGAUCACAGCAAGGUUCUAGCCGUCUUACUGGUGGGAUGUGGCCCGCUAUCAGAUCAAGACGAACUGCAUCUGAAUGUGCUGGGAAAACAUGCCUCGGUGGCAUGUGUCCGCAUCCAGGCAGUGCAGGCGUCCUAUCAGAGGCCUCCUCUGAGCCCGUCGCCUCUGCAGUCCCACAAUGCUCUGCUGCACCUCGACGUCUCAGAACAGGACUACUGCGAGCUGGACCGCAACAUUCUGCAGCUCUGUGGUGAGCUCUAUGACCUUGAUGCCGCUUCUCUCCAGCUCAAAGUCAUCAAUUAUAGUUAG